CAGUAGCGAGUUGAUCUGGAGAUUUCGCAAUGGCAUCUGCGAAGCGCGCACGUGUGGAAGCUGCGCAGGCGACAGAAUUGAAUCUGGCAAGGCUGCGGGACAGCUUGGCAACAGGCCGCUUCGUUCAUCCGACUGAGGAUGGCAUUUUGAACUUUGCGGAUCUUGCCCAAGCUCUGGCAAAAUGCUGCGGUUUGGCACCCGCAAGACCUGUGAGGACUGAGCUGGCAGACAAAUUGGCAGAGGACAUUGGGGGCAGCUCGCGCCAGCACGUGGUCGUGGUCUUGUGCGACGGCAUGGGCGUGGACCUGCUGGCGCGCCACGGCUGCGGUUUCCUGGGCGCGGCGCCCCGGCGGCCCUUGCGCGCGGUGUUCCCGGCCACGACCCCGGCGGCGCUGACGACGCUUGCGACGGCCACCUGGCCGGGCCAGCAUGGGAUGCCCGGCUGGGAGCUUCGGGACCUGAAGGCAUGCGAGUUUCCGAAGGAGGGCAUGGACCCCGUCCAGCUGACAGUUCUGGAUUCUGUUGUGAGAGACAUGCGAACAAAGAAGCCUGCCGCAGAGCUUGGUUUUUCUAAGAAGGAUAUUUAUAUUGAUGAGCCCUGGAUUGCACGUGGGGCUUCUUCGAGGCGGAUGAAGUUCAUCAAUGCCUACACGGGGACAGAAUUUACGGAUUGGUUCGAAGGGGAGCAUGCUAAGAACGCUAUGACCAUUGAAGAAACUGCACAAGAAACACUUGGCACCCCGGAGGGUUCCGGUCAAGCAGUGAAGUUCUUCAAUGAGGGCGUUGACUGCAUCUUGGAGAGCGUGAAGGAGGCGGAUGAGAAGCGAUGGAAGUCGUAUGUGUAUAUGUACACGGCGCACCCAGACAAGCAUAUGCAUGAUCUCGGAACUGACCAUCCUGAGGUGGUGAAGGUGUGCCGUGGUAUAAACGAUGCUCUUGAACGUUUGUGGGUCAAGCUGAAGAGGUUCGACGUCACAAUGAUUGUCACUGCAGAUCAUGGGCAUGUCACGGUAAAUCCGGAAGAGAUGGUGACAUUGCCCGAUCCUCUUUUGGAUUGCCUCGAAUAUGCCAACGUCGGUGUGCACGGAAAGGGACGCCAUGGGUACUUUCACUGCCGGAGCGGUCGCCACGAAGAGUUCCAAGCGGCUUGGGAAGCUGAGCCCAUGCUACGGGAGCAUUUCAUCCUCCUCCCCGUGGACGUCGCUGUGCAGGAGGGGCUGUUCGGUCCUGACGCGCCCGUCCCGGCGGCCAGACCAAGGUUGGGGGACUUCCUGUCCAUUUCCCUUGGGGCGCACACGCUGGUGAGUCCAAAUGAGCUGACGUAUAAGACUGAGUGUAAGUGUCAGGGUGCUCACGGUUCUUUGACACCCACUGAGAUGAACAUUCCUUUGCUUAUAUUUAAAGGAGAGUCAGCCCAAGCUGUUUGAGUCUGGAG
This is a messenger RNA of Effrenium voratum, 1435 nucleotides long. NCBI's taxonomy places the organism in Eukaryota, Dinophyceae, Suessiales, Symbiodiniaceae. The record is from the annotation of a GenBank genome assembly.